GUUUAAAACUCUAGGAUACCUCCAUGAAUAUCUUAACAAUUGAAAGGAGGAUUAAUAGCGGCUGCCAUAAAAGAAUUAACGCGACAGCCCUUGCACAGAAACAACAGCCCGACACAGUGUCUACAAGACGACUACUUACACUGCUUACCUCUCCAUUUAACUCAUACACCAACACAGCUACAGCUAUAUCAUCAUAACCACCAACCUAUUUGCGACUUUAACAAUGGCUCCAACCAAAGUGGCAAUCUUGGACGACUACCAAGGAGUUGCUGACCCCUUCUUCAAGAAACUUGACCCAUCCAAGUAUGAAGUCGUGUCUAUCAAGGAUACGUUGCUGCCUUACAACCACCCAGACAGCUCACAAUCGAACAAGGAUGCUCUAGUUGAGAGAUUCAAGCCCUUCGAUGUUAUCUGCACGAUGAGGGAGCGCACACCCUUCCCUCGAGAGUUGAUCGAACAACUCCCUUCCCUUAAGCUUCUCCUCACCACAGCAUUUCGCAAUAGAUCAUUGGACCUAGAUACCCUCAGAGAACGAGGGAUCCCAGUUGCCGGAACAGUUGAUAAGCCCCGGAGCGGCAAGCCGGUGCUCGCUGGCACGGGCAGCACCACUCAACACUGCGUCACUCUCAUCCUCUCGCUCGCUCGAGGCAUCGCCAGGGAUGACGCCGCUGUCAAGGAGGGACUGUGGCAAACCGGACUUGCGACUGAUCUCUCAGGGAAAACUUUGGGUGUCCUCGGCCUCGGGAGAUUGGGAAGCGCAGUCGCGAGGAUUCUCAACGUCGCAUUGGGUAUGAAGAUUAUCGCGUGGAGCAGCAACCUCACACAGGAGGCGGCAGAUGAGAAGGCCAGGGAAGCCGGUCUUCCUGUUGAGGAUGGGGAGGGUGAGAAGACGUACAAAGUGGUAAGCCGAGACGAGUUCUUCAGAACUGCCGACGUGGUGUCUGUCCACCUUGUACUGUCUGAUAGGACACGCGGCAUAGUCAACAAGGAGGACUUGGCAAAGAUGAAGUCGACAGCCUUGUUUGUCAAUACCUCUCGCGGCCCCCUCGUCGUGGAGAGGGAUCUUCUCGACCAUCUCAAGGCUGGUCGUAUCAGGGGCGCAGCUGUCGAUGUCUUUGAGCCGGAACCUCUCCCCGCUGACAGUGAGUGGCGCAACAAGAACUGGGGUCGCGAUGGAUCAAGCCAGGUUCUGGUCACCCCUCACAUGGGCUAUUGCGAGGAGGACACCAUCAAGUCGUGGUAUGAGCAACAGGUUGAGAACAUUGAGCGAUGGGCUGCCAACGAGCCGUUACACAACGUAUUCACCUAGGUAUGAUCGGCGAAAGAGAAAAGACAAGGACAAGGCUUCUGGAAGAUGCUUAUGUGCAGAACUAAGUUUCAUCUUGACGGUAGAGGAAAAGCAAAUCUGAACAAACAAGAACGACUGCAUACAUCCAUGACCUUGACAGUUCAUCGUGAUAGGCUCUAUCAAUGAAACAAUGGGAACGAAUCCUCUGAUAUGCAUGAGACUGCAGUUGGCGAUCGGCGUGUUGGGACGGGCCUACCCGUUGCAUCCCUGAUGAUACGACGGCCCCAGACUUUUUGAUAUGUG
Fusarium verticillioides 7600 is the source of this 1591-nucleotide messenger RNA. RefSeq names its product glycerate dehydrogenase. Bases 224 to 1309 code for a protein of 361 amino acids. Lineage: Eukaryota; Fungi; Ascomycota; Sordariomycetes; Hypocreales; Nectriaceae. Gene Ontology annotation, molecular function: oxidoreductase activity, acting on the CH-OH group of donors, NAD or NADP as acceptor; NAD binding. The transcript is spliced from 2 exons. The record is from RefSeq and is a predicted model, not a curated record.